Molecule: messenger RNA, 2547 nt
Organism: Myotis myotis
Lineage: Eukaryota; Metazoa; Chordata; Mammalia; Chiroptera; Vespertilionidae
Gene: SPG7
Product: SPG7 matrix AAA peptidase subunit, paraplegin
Exons: 17
Coding region: 39-2357 (772 amino acids)
Biological process (GO): protein-containing complex assembly; mitochondrial protein processing
Cellular component (GO): m-AAA complex; membrane
Molecular function (GO): ATP binding; metalloendopeptidase activity; ATP-dependent peptidase activity
Source: RefSeq, a predicted model, not a curated record
GGAGUCCCCGACCAGGCCGGCGCCGCUUCCGGGCCAACAUGGCGGCCGCGUGGCUGCUGCUGCGUGCCCUCCGGCAGGGCCAGGGUCCGGGUCCCGGGCGGCUGUGCGGCCCUUGCUUGGGCUGGGGCCCGAGUCUCCACGUCGGGUUCGGGAGGAGGUGGCCGUACUUCGUCUACAGGACUCCGAUGGGUGUCGCCGAGGCUGGAGGCCGAGUCCUGCAGGUGGCACUUACUAUUUCAACACCUCAAGGAAGAAGCAGAAGACUAAGGACCAUGAUAAAUCCAAGGGGAGGACCCCUGAAGAUGAUGAAGAGACGCUUUCAUCAGCACCUGUCUCGUGUCCUCUUCAGAAUGCCUAAAGAGGAGAGGAAGCGCAAGGAGCGAGAGGACCAGAUGUACCGUGAGAGGCUGCGCACAUUGUUCAUCAUCGCUGUUGUCAUGAGCCUGCUGAAUGCAUUUAGCAGCAGUGGGGGCAACAUUUCCUGGAAUGACUUUGUCAACGAGAUGCUGGCCAAAGGCGAGGUGCAGCGGGUCCAGGUGGUACCUGAGAGCGACGUGGUGGAAGUGUACCUGCACCCUGGAGCCGUGGUAUUCGGGCGACCUAGGCUGGCUUUGAUGUACCGAAUGCAGGUCGCAAACAUCGACAAAUUUGAAGAGAAGCUUCGAGCGGCUGAAGAUGAGCUGAAUAUCGAAGGCAGGGACAGGAUCCCGGUUUCCUAUAAGCGUACAGGAUUCUUUGGAAAUGCCCUCUACGCCUUGGGAAUGACAGCGGUGGGCUUGGCCAUCCUGUGGUAUGUUUUUCGUUUGACUGGAAUGACAGGAAGGGAAGGAGGAUUCAGUGCUUUUAAUCAGCUUAGAAUGGCUCGUUUCACAAUUGUGGAUGGCAGGACGGGGAAGGGAGUCAGCUUCAAGGAUGUGGCAGGGAUGCAUGAAGCCAAACUGGAGGUCAAAGAGUUUGUGGAUUAUCUGAAGAGCCCAGAGCGCUUCCUUCAACUUGGUGCCAAAGUUCCUAAGGGUGCACUUUUGCUUGGACCUCCUGGCUGUGGAAAGACCCUGCUGGCCAAGGCCGUGGCGACAGAGGCCCAGGUGCCCUUCUUGGCGAUGGCUGGCCCAGAGUUCGUGGAGGUCAUUGGAGGCCUUGGCGCUGCCCGUGUGCGGAGCCUCUUCAAGGAGGCCCGCGCCCGGGCCCCUUGCAUCGUCUACAUUGAUGAGAUUGACGCCGUGGGCAAGAAGCGCUCUACCACCAUGUCUGGCUUCUCCAACACAGAGGAGGAGCAGACCCUCAACCAGCUUCUAGUGGAAAUGGAUGGAAUGGGCACCACUGACCAUGUCAUCGUCCUGGCAUCUACCAACCGAGCUGACAUUUUGGACAAUGCUCUGCUGAGACCAGGCCGACUGGACCGACACGUCUUCAUCGACCUCCCCACACUGCAGGAACGGCGGGAGAUUUUUGAGCAGCACCUGAAGAGCCUGAAGCUGACGCAGGCCAGCAGCUUUUACUCCCAGCGUCUGGCAGAGCUCACGCCGGGGUUCAGCGGUGCUGACAUUGCCAACAUCUGUAAUGAGGCUGCUCUGCACGCUGCACGAGAAGGGCACACAUCUGUUCACACGUUUAACUUUGAGUAUGCUGUGGAGCGUGUCAUUGCAGGGACGGCCAAAAAGAGCAAGAUCCUCUCAAAGGAAGAGCAGAAGGUUGUUGCAUUUCAUGAGUCAGGCCAUGCUUUGGUUGGCUGGCUGCUGGAGCACACUGAGGCUGUGAUGAAGGUCUCCAUUGCACCUCGGACAAACGCUGCACUGGGCUUUGCUCAGAUGCUCCCAAGAGAUCAGUACCUCUUCACCAAGGAGCAGCUGUUUGAGAGGAUGUGCAUGGCCCUCGGUGGUCGCGUGUCGGAGGCCAUCUCCUUCAAUAAGGUCACUACUGGAGCACAGGAUGACCUGAGGAAGGUUACUCGUAUUGCCUACUCCAUGGUGAAGCAGUUUGGGAUGGCAUCGAGCAUUGGGCCCAUCUCCUUCCCUGAGGCUCAGGAGGGCCUUGCAGGCAUUGGUCGGCGCCCCUUCAGCCAGGGCCUCCAACAGAUGAUGGAUCACGAAGCUCAACUGUUGGUGGCUAAGGCCUACAGGCACACUGAGAAGGUGCUGCAGGACAAUCUGGACAAGCUCCAGGCGCUGGCAAAUGCCCUGCUGGAAAAGGAAGUGAUAAACUACGAGGACAUCGAGGCCCUCAUUGGCCCCCCGCCUCACGGGCCCAAGAAGAUGAUUGCGCCUUUGAGCUGGAGAGACGCCGAGAGGGAGAAGCAAGACACUGGGGAGGAGGAGGCGCCUCAGCAGCCGCCACUUCGAGGGGAGGAGCAGUCUUAGCCCAAAUAGCUGGACCUCAUUAAUUAAUGGUGCCCGUGGGGACCCAGGGAGGGUUCUUUACUUAGCUGUCCCUCAAGUUCCUUUUCACUGGAGAUUUGAACCUCAUCGUCCAUCCUGAUCCCUGCUGAAGGCCUUAUGAGAUCUGUUGGUUUCUGUACCUGUGAUUAAUAAAGACUGCAGAGGUGAUUUA